Opisthocomus hoazin is the source of this 1385-nucleotide messenger RNA. Lineage: Eukaryota; Metazoa; Chordata; Aves; Opisthocomiformes; Opisthocomidae. The record is from RefSeq and is a predicted model, not a curated record.
AUGGAACAAAGUGAAGGGGAACAGGAAUCCCAGCCAGAGAGUCACGUGGAUAGCAAGAGCAGUGUGAAAUCCUUGCCUGGGGGAGCCGCCCAUGUCAAACUAGAGAUAAAAAAACAUGCAGUUACGGAUGACUACAAACUCUCCAAACGGGUGCUAGGGUUAGGAAUCAAUGGCAAAGUGCUGGAGUGUUUCAACAAGGAGACAGGCCAGAAAUGUGCUUUGAAGCUCCUGUAUGACAACCCAAAAGCCCGUCAGGAAGUAGAAUAUCAUUGGCGAGCAUCAGGGUGUCCCCACAUUGUCCAUGUCCUGGAUGUCUAUGAGAAUAUACAUCAUGGAAAGAGAUGCCUCCUCAUUGUCAUGGAAUGCAUGGAAGGAGGAGAGCUGUUCAGUAGGAUCCAGGAGAGAGGAGACCAAGCUUUCACUGAGAGAGAGGCCUCUGAGAUAAUGAGAGACAUCGGAACAGCCAUCCAGUAUCUGCAUUCCAUGAACAUUGCCCAUAGAGAUGUCAAGCCUGAAAACCUGCUUUACACUUCUAAAGAGAAGGAUACUGUACUCAAACUCACAGACUUCGGCUUUGCCAAAGAAACCACUGUACAAAAUGCACUGCAGACACCCUGUUACACUCCUUAUUACGUGGCCCCAGAAGUCCUUGGUCCUGAGAAGUAUGACAAAUCAUGUGACAUGUGGUCAUUGGGCGUCAUCACAUAUAUUCUCCUGUGUGGGUUCCCUCCAUUCUACUCCAACACUGGUCAAGCCAUUUCUCCAGGAAUGAAGAGAAGAAUUCGAAUGGGCCAAUAUGGAUUUCCCAGUCCAGAGUGGGCUGAAGUGUCAGAGGAAGCCAAACAACUGAUUCGCCACUUGCUGAAGACUGACCCAACAGAGAGGAUGACAAUUUCUCAAUUUAUGAAUCACCCUUGGAUUAACAGAUCAAUGUCAGUGCCACCAACUCCUCUCCAUACUGCACGGGUUCUGCAAGAGGAUAAAGACCACUGGGAUGAAGUUAAAGAGGAGAUGACCAGUGCUUUGGCUACCAUGAGGGUGGACUAUGAUCAGGUGAAAAUUAAAGACUUGAAAACAUCCAACAACCGCCUCCUGAACAAACGGCGUAAGAAGCAAAAGCAGGCAGGCACCUCUUCUGCAGCCCCAGGGUGCAAUAACCAAUGAGAAGAGAAGCCAAGGACCCGUGGGUGGAGGGUAAAAGUCGAAAGGAACAAUUUAAAAUCAGUAUGAUCAACUCAGUCCGUACCACAAAGGCAAUGAGACCGUGAAGAAGCUAUCCUGCCAAGAGGGAGCAGUGUGAAAGAUUACAUUUUUAUAACUUGAAUCAGGGCUUUGCUUUUAAAGGCUAGCGUAUAUUACAUGAUUCUGUUGCAUAUUGCUGGGGA